Molecule: messenger RNA, 1551 nt
Organism: Spinacia oleracea (spinach)
Lineage: Eukaryota; Viridiplantae; Streptophyta; Magnoliopsida; Caryophyllales; Amaranthaceae
Exons: 2
Coding region: 1-1551 (516 amino acids)
Molecular function (GO): RNA-DNA hybrid ribonuclease activity; nucleic acid binding
Source: RefSeq, a predicted model, not a curated record
AUGGACCGAAUCGCCAGAAAUUGCCUUCGUCCGAUUAAGGAACAUCUCCACACCGUGCCACGACUUGUUAGUCCUCUUCAAGAAGAAAUUUUGUACGUAUAUUUGGCCAUCUCUAAGUGGUCCUUGAGAGUUGUGCUGUUGACGGAGAGGGGGGGAGUGCAACUCCCCGUCUACUUUGUAAGCCAUGUCCUGCAAAAUACAGAAUCAAGAUAUCCUCCAAUAGAGAAAUUUGCACUUGCACUUUUCAUGGCAAGUAAGAAGCUGCGUCCUUACUUCAUGGCAUACAAAUUGGUGGUAUACAUAGACCAGCCUCUGAAACAGCCGCUCACUAAAUUAUACGCUGCAGGGCGCAUGCUCCAAUGGGCAAUUGAGCUGAAUGCAUUUGAUAUCUCGUAUGAACCUCGAAAAGCUAUCAAGGGGCAAGAAUUUGCUAAUUACAUUGCAGAAAUGACGAGGCCGAUCUUUGAAAAGAAUGAGUUGACUCGUUGGACGGUGUAUGUUGAUGGGUCGUCCACUCAGAAUGGGUGUGGAGGCGGAAUAAUAUGUCAAUCUCCUGAAGGAGACAAGUACGAAUGCGCCAUGCGAUUCAACUUCCAAACAUCCAACAACGUGACUGAAUAUGAAUCCCUGCUAGCCGGCAUUAAAAUAUGUAAGGCUGCCGAAGCCCAAAAAAUACUGGCUUUGUCGAACUCACAGCUCAUUGUAAGCCAAGUAAAUGGAGACUAUGAGGCAAGGGACCCCAAUAUGAUUAAAUACAUGCAAGCUAUGCGUCAAGAAAUAGAACAUUUGAAGAGUUUCGAGGCUAAGCAGAUUCCCAGAACAGAGAACAAUCAGGCCGACACCCUGUCAAAGCUAGCCGAUUCAGCCUCUUGUGACACUCCACGUCAUGUGUUUUGGGAAGUGAAAGAAAAAAGAAGCAUUCAACAGGAGCUCUGCGCUCCCGUCCUAGCCAUUCCCGAUCGAUCUUCGACUUGGAUGGACGCUAUCAUUGCUUAUAAGAUAGACGGCACGCUUCCAAACGACUCCAGUCUAGCAGCCAAAAUCAAGAAGAAAAUCUCUUGGUUUGAAUGGUGGAAUGGAGUUCUGUAUAAGAAAUCGUUCUCCCGACCUCUUUUACGAUGUGUCACUCCUGAGAAAGGGAAGGGAAUUCUGGACGACCUGCAUCAGGGGCUAUGUAGCUCACAUAUAGGAGGACGAGCCCUAGCUGAGAAAGCCCUAAGAACUGGUUAUUACUGGCCCACUCUGAGAGAAGACGCCCUGUCCAUGGUUCAGAAAUGCGACAAGUGCCAACGAUUUGCUCACCUCAUUCACAGGCCGGCUCACCCACUCACUCCCAUUUUGAGCCCCGUUCCAUUUGCUAAAUGGGGGAUGAACCUGUUAGGACCAUACACUGCAGCCCCUGGAGGUCGGCGUUAUGUGAUCGUAGUUGUUGACUACUUCACCAAGUGGGUAGAGGCGGAAGCACUCAAGAAUAUAAGAACUUGUGAUGUAAGUGACACAGAAAUUGAGCCUGAAGUCAACAAUGAUGAGGUAAACAGUGUGUUACAGUAA